UUGGCACGAUGCUGGUGGAAAUUUUAAUUGAAUAAAACGCAAAAAAAACGUUGGUGUUACUAUUUUGUAGUGCGGUGCGACUGAAUUAGAAAAAAUGCGACGACGCCGUUAUUCUGUUGUAGCCAAAGUUCCAAACACAGAUAUCGAUUCCGAGACUGAAGACUGAAGUAAGCACUCGCAAGAAAAUAAUUCAACGCCAGUGAACUUAGAAGUUCUCAAGUAAUUGUGGCUGUGCGUAACUAAAAUAGUUUUAUAGGUUUGGUAGUGGCAACUAGUUUAGAUGGAGCUUAAUUUGUGAUAUGUUGACCAUGCGAUUGCAGAGAACGAAGAAGGCCAUCACGUGAGCACCAUGUGAGACAACGCGGACUUAAACUUUGUUAACUUAAUCAGGCCGCAACUGAAAAUGGCGAACAUGACAACCAUGAAGCUCGUUGACGUCGUGACGUCGGUGACGCCGGCGACGGCAGCCUUCAAUACAACAGAGAACCUGACUACAGAGGAAAUCAUGCAGCGACUUGAACAAAUGAUGGAUAUUCGAGCUAUCGACGAAAAUUGGCUUAUCGGUUUAUUGCUCGUCUACUCAUUACUCAUUAUGACGGGUGCUCUUGGAAACGGACUAGUAUGUUUAGCCGUCGCCCGUAAGCCAGCGAUGCGGACUGCACGGAAUAUUUACAUUAUCAACUUGGCGAUCAGCGACCUCAUUUUGUGCUUAUUUACUAUGCCAUUUUCGCUUGUUGAAAUCGUCCUGAAAUUUUGGCCACUCGGAUUAGUUACCUGCAAACUCGUCGCUGGCCUCGAAGCAACCUCGAUUUUUGUAUCAACGAUCUCAAUAAUGGCUAUUGCAAUUGACCGCUACAAAGUGAUCCUCUACCCGACGCGGGAGACGUUCAAUCCACUUAGUGGCUUUUUUAUGGUAGCCACCAUAUGGAUGAUUGCCCUGCUUCUUGCGACCCCACUGUUCAUCUAUAAAACGGUGUUUACUCAUGAGGUGCCGCAGAAGUUUUUAUUAUUGCAGGUUGGCCUUCAAGCAAAAGUCGAUUAUUGCGUCGAGCAUUGGCCGCACAAUAAAGGACGGUUGUUUUUUUAUUCGCUAUUUACUAUGGUUCUACAGUACAUGCUACCCAUCGGCAUUGUAUCUGCGGCUUACGCUUCGAUCUGUCGAAAAUUACGGGACCGGAUGAUGGCCAGAGGGGGCUGUCAAGCUCAACUCGAAGAAAAGUUGCUUCGCGAACGGCAACGAGUUCAACGAACGAACAAACUACUAGUCGCCAUUACCGUCGUCUUCAUUCUAAGUUGGCUACCACUCAAUAUUCUCAACACUUGGUUCGACUAUUUUGAGACACAGGAUAGCAAACUCGACGUGCAAUUUCGGGUCAUGUUUGCCUUCUGUCACAUGUGUGGAAUGAGCUCGGCCUGUACUAACCCAUUUCUAUAUGGCUGGCUAAACGACAACUUUCGCAAGGAAUUCCAAGAGAUUCUCUCCGGGUGCUUCCCACAGUUCGUUGCAAGAUUUACCUCUCGCCAGGAUACGAUCAACGAGUCUCGACUACCUUCGAUGCAUCCCGCUGUUAGAACAAUUGCUGGAAACGAAAUGAUACAGCUUCGUGCUUAUGAAAGUCCUCCGUCAUAGAUAUACAUUAAUAAUCUAAAUGUUGUUUAAAUUAAAGGGGAGUGAGAAGAAAGCAGGCACAGUAGUACGUUAGAUUUCCUACCAAUUCCAUUUCUACUAUUGCUAUGAAGAGGUAUAGAAAAAAAAAAAAAAAAAAAAAAAAGUGUUCGUUUAACUACUAAUGGCAG
Messenger RNA from Varroa destructor (honeybee mite), 1797 nucleotides. RefSeq names its product neuropeptide F receptor-like. The record is from RefSeq and is a predicted model, not a curated record. Gene Ontology annotation, cellular component: membrane. NCBI's taxonomy places the organism in Eukaryota, Metazoa, Arthropoda, Arachnida, Mesostigmata, Varroidae. Gene Ontology annotation, molecular function: neuropeptide Y receptor activity. Gene Ontology annotation, biological process: G protein-coupled receptor signaling pathway.